AUGCAUCCUUUAGGACUCUGUAACAACAAUGAUGAGGAGGACCUGUACGAGUAUGGCUGGGUCGGAGUGGUGAAGCUAGAGCAACCAGAACUGGACCCCAGCUGUCUCACCGUGUUGGGAAAGGCAAAGAGGGCAGUACAGAGAGGAGCCACCGCCGUCAUCUUCGACGUGUCGGAGAACCCGGACGCCAUUGACCAGCUCAACCAGGUUGCAGAGGACCCCCUGAAGCGGCCGGUGGUGUACGUGAAGGGAAACGAUGCUGUGAAGUUGAUGAACAUAGUGAACAAGCAGAAGAUGGCGCGGGCCAGGAUACAACACAGGCCGCCGAGGCAGCCUGCAGAGUACUUUGACAUGGGCAUCUUCCUCGCCUUCUUUGUGGUGGUGUCCCUGGUCUGCCUCAUCCUGCUCAUCAAGAUCAAACUCAAACAGAGGAGGAGCCAGAGCUCCAUGAACAGAAUGGCCAUCCAGGCGCUGGAGAAGAUGGAGACGCGCAAGUUCAAGGCCAAGGGCAAAGGUCAGCGCGAGAGCAGCUGUGGGACGUCCGACUCCCUCAGCAGCAGCUCCACCUCGGACUGUGCCAUCUGCCUGGAGAAGUACAUCGACGGGGAGGAGCUGCGGGUGAUCCCCUGUGCUCACAGGUUUCACAAGAAGUGUGUCGACCCCUGGCUACUCCAGCAUCAUACUUGUCCACAUUGCAGACACAAUAUCAUCGAACAAAAGAAGGGGAACCCAGGUCCAGUGUGCAUGGAGCCCAGCAACUCGGUUCACAGCCGACAGCAGAGGGUGGUGCUGCCGGUCCACUACCCAGGCAGGGUGCACCGUGCUGGACAAGUGACAGCUUUCCCAACCCGCACCAGCAUGGACCCCCAUGGCAACCCCAUCACUGUGCUGACUGUAGACCAGCACCCGGACCCUCAGGGUCUAUACUCUACCCAGUCAGCAUCAGCCUUCCUCCGUGGCUACCAUCCCAGCCUCCACCUGGACCACUCACUCAACCCCCACCACUGCGGGCUGGAACACCGCAUGCCCCCUGCCUAUUCGGCACAGCCACACCACGCCGCCUUCAAACGACCCAAGUUCCAUGGUCGCAGCUUCUCACGAGCGGCCUGCUUCUCGCAGUAUGAGACCAUGUACCAACACUACUAUUUUCAGGGGCUGACAUUCCCUCAGCAGCCUGAAGGGGCCCAGGGGCCAGCAGUGGCGGGGCAGCUGGGUGGAGGAGGGGGGCCUCAUAAGGGCCACCAUAGCAGAGCUUUCCAGCAGGGCUUGUUGUACCCCACAGUGGUGCACAUGGCACCGGCCUCUAGUUCUCGGAUGGCUGAUUCCGGGAGUGUAUCCGGCCUAGGGUGUUACCAUGGCCACCGGUCGGUGUGCAGCGGUUACCUCGCCGACUGCCCCGGGAGUGACAGCAGCAGCAGCAGCUCGGGCCAAUGCCACUGCUCCUCCAGUGACUCCAUGUUGGACUGUACCGAGGUCAGCAACCAAGGGGUGUACGGGAGCUGUUCCACCUUCCGCAGUUCGCUGAGCAGUGACUACGACCCAUACGUAUAUCGAAGCAAGAGCCCAUGCAGGGGCUCGGCCGGGGAGGCGGCGGCUGUGGCGGCUGCAGCAGCUUGCCCAGCGGUGUCAGCCGAGGACUUGCCAGCACCUGCUGCUCCACAGGGAUACGAAUUCCUCCAGCCCCUUUCUGGGGUUUUGGGGUACAGCUCCGGGGAUCACCUCUCCAGCUGCAGCUUGGAGCCCAACUUCAGCAGUCGCUCAUCACUGGAACCCAGGGAGAACAGCAACAACAGCACUACCUCAGCCGGGGCUCUGGAGGGCACUGGAGUAGAGAUGGAAGAAGAGGCCAAGGAGGAAUCGGGGGAGCUAGGAGCUGCGGCAUGUAGCUGCUGCUUUGAAGUGCUCCCGCCCAAUGUGGAGUGUAAAGGGCAGGACUCUGACCGAGCCGGGCGUCUGGCCUUGGGGCGAUGUCACCGGGGGGCGGAGUUUCAGAGCACUGCCUCAAAGAACUAUUUCUCCCCUGAGCACAUGUGCCCUUCCUCAGAUCAGGUGAGCUAUGAUGGCCUGCCUUGCUGUUUCUACAAAGAGAUGAAGGUCCACCGAGCCACGGGGGGGCACUUCGCCGAGGACUAUGCCGUUAAUGUGCAGUACGCGCACGCGGACUCGGACGCGUGCACUGGACAAGGCUGCUGUGAACUCAGCCAGAGAAUACCCAUAAUUCCCGAGGACACAGAUUGUGAGAUGGGCCUAGGAGCAGAGACCCAGAGCAGCCUGUUGCCUCCCAGUGUCACAGUGGAGAUGGAGGGGCGGACAGGAGAGAGACAGGAGAGCAGGGAAGGGUAUUUCUCUUUGGGACAGUUCAGGGGUCAGACGUACUCUCAAGAGGAAGAGACCAGGGCUCUGUUCCACCCACAUGGCGCCACUAGCCACCAUGCACCAGGAAGUAGUACUUAAAACACGAGGCGGAGUCUAGGUAUAACAGGUUGAGCCCAGGUAUCAGGGUUCUCAGCCAGAAACCUGUCUUUGUUACCGUGUCUGUCAGUCAAUCAGCGAAACCCUCAAGUUGCCUUGUUUCUAAUCUUACACGCUGAGCUCUGAAUGUUAUCAUCUUAGAUUGUGUGGAUUUCUACUGAAAAAGACGGCCCAAUGCUUCUGGGUAUACAGCAUAUCCCGUUCAUUCCCGCGGCCACAGGCGUCUCGGCCCCAGACUACAGUGUGUCA
Molecule: messenger RNA, 2721 nt
Organism: Lampris incognitus (smalleye Pacific opah)
Lineage: Eukaryota; Metazoa; Chordata; Actinopteri; Lampriformes; Lampridae
Gene: znrf3
Product: zinc and ring finger 3
Exons: 7
Coding region: 1-2454 (817 amino acids)
Biological process (GO): Wnt receptor catabolic process; negative regulation of canonical Wnt signaling pathway; ubiquitin-dependent protein catabolic process
Molecular function (GO): ubiquitin protein ligase activity; frizzled binding
Source: RefSeq, a predicted model, not a curated record